Messenger RNA from Balearica regulorum gibbericeps (East African grey crowned-crane), 2427 nucleotides. Lineage: Eukaryota; Metazoa; Chordata; Aves; Gruiformes; Gruidae. The record is from RefSeq and is a predicted model, not a curated record.
ACGCAGUAUUCAUUUAAAGAAGUGUUUGGCACCCUCGUUGUCCAGAAGAAGCUUUUUGAUGUGGUGGCUAAACCUCUAGUGGAAGAUCUCAUUCGUGGGAAAAAUGGUCUCCUGUUUACAUAUGGUGUGACAGGCAGUGGGAAAACGCACACCAUGACAGGAUCUCCUGGUGAUGGAGGGCUUCUCCCGCGCUGUUUGGAUAUGAUCUUCAACAGCAUAGGACCGUUCCAGGCCAAGCGAUUUGUUUUUAAGCUCGAUGACAAGAAUGGUGUGGAUGUUCAGUGUGAAGUAGAUGCUCUAUUAGAGCGCCAGAAAAGAGAUGCCAUGCCUGUUCCAAAAACUCCAUCUGGCAAGCGACAAAUAGAUCCAGAAUUUGCUGAUAUGAUCAAUGUGCAAGAUCACUGCAAAGUGGAAGAAGUUGAUGAAGAUAAUGUCUACAGUGUCUUUGUCUCCUAUAUUGAGAUCUACAACAACUACAUAUAUGACCUCUUGGAGGAAACUCCCUUUGAUGCUAUAAAACCAAAGUGGAACAAUUGCAACACUCCUGUGCGAAAUGGUGACUUUAUACCUCCACAAUCCAAAAUACUUCGUGAGGACCAGAAUCACAACAUGUAUGUCACAGGAUGCACAGAAGUAGAGGUGAAAUCUACAGAAGAAGCUUUUGAAGUGUUUUGGAGAGGUCAAAAGAAGAGGCGUAUUGCAAACACUCAGCUGAAUCGAGAAUCUAGUCGCUCUCACAGUGUUUUUAUAAUAAAGUUGGCUCAGGCACCCCUGGAUGCAGAUGGAGAUAACGUGCUACAGGAGAAAGAGCAGAUCACUUUAAGCCAGCUGUCCUUGGUUGAUCUGGCUGGAAGCGAAAGAACUAACAGAACAAAGGCUGAAGGGAACAGGUUGCGAGAAGCAGGUAAUAUUAAUCAGUCGCUAAUGACGUUAAGAACAUGUAUUGAAGUUCUACGGGAAAACCAGAUGUAUGGAACAAAUAAGAUGGUUCCAUACAGAGAUUCCAAACUGACUCAUCUUUUCAAGAACUAUUUCGACGGUGAAGGAAAAGUGCGUAUGAUUGUGUGCGUUAAUCCUAAAGCCGAGGACUACGAGGAAAGCUUGCAAGUCAUGCGCUUUGCAGAAAUGACCCAGGAAGUUGAAGUGGCCAGACCUGUGGAUAGACCGCUCUGCGGCUUAACGCCAGGACGGCGCUUUAGGAAUCAGGCCUUCCGAGAGGAGCUCUCACGGAAAUUGGAGAUGCGGGGUGGCCCGAUAAACGGAGAAAGGGAAGAGCAAUCUGUUUCAGAAAUGUUUUUGCAGAACUUUCCUCCAUUGCCUUCGUGUGAGCUAUUGGACGUUAAUGAUGAUCAAACACUUCCAAAGCUUAUUGAAGUCCUGGAAAAACGCCAUAAACUACGACAAAUGUUGUCAGAGGAGUUUGCCAAAAACGUGCUUGCAUUUAAAACAAUGCUGCAAGAAUUUGACUCCAGUGUUGUAUCCAAGGAAAACUAUAUUCAAGGAAAACUGUCUGAAAAAGAGAAAACAAUAACAGGACAGAAAAUGGAGCUAGAACGCCUGGAAAAGAAAAUUAAAACUUUGGAAUACAAGAUUGAGAUUUUGGAGAAAACUGCGACGAUCUAUGAAGAAGACAAGCGUAAUCUUCAGCAAGAACUAGAAAGCAAGAGCCAGAAAUUGCAACGUCAGGCUUCUGACAAGCGUAGGUUGGAGGCACGAUUGCAAGGCAUGGUGGCAGAAACAACUAUGAAAUGGGAGAAGGAGUGUGUAAGUACUGUAUCUAUUAGAAAUCUGGAGAUGCAGAACAAACUUUGGGUCAAAGAUGAAAAAUUGAAGCAACUGAAGGCCAUUGUUACCGAACCAAAAAAUGAAAAGCCAGAGAGGCCUUCGCGGGAGAGAGAUCGAGAGAAGCCUGUUCAGAGAUCAGUGUCUCCUUCACCAGUACCUAAUGCACCUCCAGUUCGCCUCAGACACAGACGGUCGCGCUCAGCUGGGGAGAGAUGGGUAGAUCAUAAGCCACCUUCUAAUCUGCCCACUGAAACAGUCAUGCAGCCGCAUGUCCCUCAUGCCAUCACAGUAGCGGCUGCCAGUGAAAAGGCACUAGCUAAGUGUGACAAGUAUAUGCUGACGCACCAGGAGCUAGCCUCUGAUGGGGAGAUUGAAACCAAGCUAAUUAAGGGGGAUGUUUUCAAAACCAGGGGUGGUGGACAGGCUGUGCAGUUCACAGAGAUAGAGACUCUGAAGCAAGAAUCUCCAACUGGUCGAAAGCGAAGAUCAUCACCUUCCAAUCCUGACCCAGCCGAGGAUGCUGCAGAAUCUGAAUGGACUGAUGUAGAAACCAGAUGUUCUGUGGCAGUGGAGAUGAGGGCAGGAUCAGCUCUUGGACCUGGGUAUCAGCAUCAUGCUCAGCCCAAGCGAAGAAAGCCAUGA